GUUUAGGGUUUGAUGUUACGCCUAUAAAAAUUGAUCCAUCUCCACCUUAGGGUUCCGGUACAGCGUAGAGCGGAGGAGAAGCCGGCAAAUAAGGGGACGAUUGCUUCACGUAAUAACGGCUUCAAACGUCAACCAACCGCAGAUGGAUGGGGAAAAGAAGACUGGAUCAGGGAACGAGCCACAAGACAUGGAUCAAGAUCAAGGACACCAUGGCUCCAGUGUAGAUGUAGAAAGCGCUUUGGCUUUGUUGGCCAAUGAUAUAAAUAAAAUUAUGAGGUGUAUUGGGCCGAUGGUAAACAAACUCGAAGAUCUGGACAAACGUGUAGAAUUAAUGGAGACGGGUUUGAAAGAAUAUCAAGAAGAGCGAGUGGAUUUGCAUCCUACAAGGGAGAAACCACCUCCUUUCAACCCAGAUAUACGUUUCCCAACAUUCCCUGAGAAGUUUGAUUGUGAUGUCUUUCGCAAAUGGGUAAAGGAAGUAGAAUUGUAUUUUGAGUAUUAUCAUGUCCCAGGGUAUCAACAAUUCGAACUUGUAGUUGCCUCAUUGCCACAAGAGGGAGAGGUUUUUCAAUGGUGGCAAGAUAUCAAAGAGCUAUGCACUAGAACUAGACUCCCUUUAUUGAUUCCCAUUGGGUGGAACGAGAUGAAGAGGUUGGUUAUGCAUAAAUUCCUUCGUCCAAUGCUUAACAAAACAUCCACAGUUUCUUUGUGACGGAUUUUGUAUUUAAUUAGUUUCUUUGUGACGGAUUUUGUAUUUGGAAUUUAAGGAAAGUUAUAAUCCCUUUUA
Molecule: messenger RNA, 787 nt
Organism: Lactuca sativa (garden lettuce)
Lineage: Eukaryota; Viridiplantae; Streptophyta; Magnoliopsida; Asterales; Asteraceae
Source: RefSeq, a predicted model, not a curated record